CCUCCUCCAGCCAAACAUUCGGAGAUUAAAAAACGAAAUAACACAAACAGCGUCUGGAGCGAGCGGCCCCCCUGGAGGCGGCCUCGUCCGCCUCCAACCUCACGUCCAACUUGGCCGUGCGAAUGUGUAACAAGGGCGAGGAGGCCAUCAGCGUCAGCGUCAUUCACAAGAGCCAGGCGCACAUUCUGCCGACGCCGAACUCGCCCUCCUACAUGGGCCAGGCGUCGACGGUCUCCAGCCUUGGCAGCAGCUCCUUGCAGCCGGUCACCAUUCUGCAGGUGGCUUUUGUGAGCACAAGUGGCAGGUCGUAUUUCGUGGUUGCCUCCACUUUCGGCGUGCAGAUAUUUGACGAGGGCGGGUCGGUGAUACUCUUCUCGUAUGACAUCUCGAAAAGCCCGGUCACCCCAGACAACCCCGACGCCAGCAGCGCGCCUUACGCGGUGGGAAUUGCAAAAUUAUCCACCAGACCAGACACGGCUUUCAUAUGCGUUGGAGCCAGCAGUGGUGGAAUUUUGGUUCUGAGCGCCGUCGGCCUGGACAUUUGUUUCUGCUCAAAAGCCCAGAACCACGAUUACAGCGUCACUUGCCUGGCUGGUCUGGACCGGACGCUCGUGUCAGGAGACACCUCCGGCACCGUCAUGAGCUGGAAAAUCGACGACAAAGGCAAACUCACGCGCACCUCGUUCAUCCGCGGGCCAAACUGGAGUUGCACCUGUCUGUGCAUGUAUUACGACCGAAGCGAAAAGGCGAUGGCCGUGGCCGCCUUCGGCAGUGGCCACCUGCGCAUCUACGAGGCGGCCAAUCUUGCGUUGCGGGCCGAGGUGGCUGCACAUUCGCGCUGGAUCACCGGCCUGGACGUGGCUGUGAAAGCAAAGUUGCUCGUUUCGUGUAGCGAAGAUUCAAUUUUCAGUGUCUGGCAACUGCAUCCUGACGAAAAAACACCAAUCGACUACUUGUGCAGCACUUCAGUGUCCAGUCACAAGCUGGUUGGCGCCAGAUUUCUAAAUUCUGAGGGCAACUCACUUUGCCUCAGCUCAUUUGAAAGCGAUCUUUUACACUGCUAUAAUUUGGUAUUUUAACCUACUCCAUAUGUGUUAUUUUUUAUUGUUCUUCUUUCACCAAUAAAGUA
Messenger RNA from Cloeon dipterum, 1129 nucleotides. RefSeq lists its product as uncharacterized. Lineage: Eukaryota; Metazoa; Arthropoda; Insecta; Ephemeroptera; Baetidae. The transcript is spliced from 5 exons. Gene Ontology annotation, molecular function: protein binding. Bases 123 to 1079 code for a protein of 318 amino acids. The record is from RefSeq and is a predicted model, not a curated record.